Molecule: messenger RNA, 886 nt
Organism: Phytomonas sp. Hart1
Lineage: Eukaryota; Euglenozoa; Kinetoplastea; Trypanosomatida; Trypanosomatidae
Source: the annotation of a GenBank genome assembly
AACAGCUUGAAUAAUCUUGAAAGGAUGAACAAGGCUAUCAUUUUUUGCUUCAUUUUAGCAACAAUGGUCUGUAUAGCCUGUGGCGAUGACCUCACCAGGGAAUCAUUCAAAAAAAAGAAAAUGAAAGAAUUGCGUGAAUUUCUCAGUGAUAGGAAUUUGAAAUGCGUGGGGUGCCAAGAAAAAGAUGAUUUUGUUAAGAUUGCCUUUGAAAACCGGGACAAGAAGCCUGUUACAGGGGUAGAAAAACGCGAAAUACCAAGUACAAGCUUUUGGGAAACAUGGGGAAAUACAACAAAGGAGACGUGCAUGGAAAUUGUGAAAAAAAGGGGAGAAGAUGCCACGAGUGAGCCCUAUACUUCCGUGUGUUCAACUUUGGCAUUGGCGGUUGAAUCACUUCUUAUGCAGCAUGGGAAGAAUUUAUCGCAUAAGCUAAAAAAGCGACCAGAAUUAAUUUUAAAAACGUCUUAUACGGGUGUAUACUACGAUGCUGGGAAACACAUUUUCCAAAAGCUUGUCGAUUACUGUCUUACGCCCUCCAUUCGUAGCAAAUGUUCAUCACUCACCUUUGUGAUGGACAUUAUGGAAAAUAGUAAAGUUGCUGAUUUUAAAAGUUGGAUUAUGAAUGUUGGUAUCGAGAACACCAAUCCGAUGUUUGAAGUGCUGGGUGACCACAAUGAACUUUAAAGACAAAGAACCUAGAUGUAAUGGAAAUUAGCGUUUGUAUCUAACUGGUUGAAGUAUUAGAAUGCUCGACUAGGAAUAUUUAAUAUAAAAUCUUUUAUAUAUUCAAUAGGGUGGUAUAACACAUAUUUGUGAAACAACCUUUCUGGGCUUAAGAAAAAUAAAUGUGUAUUUGCAUUGAUAAUAAUCUCCAAUAAAGCAGCAU